AAAGCUUUCUGCACAAGUCACAAUUAGAAAUGCACAACUUUUAGAUUUUGCGAUUAACCAGCCUCUCCAAACUCUCUCCCUCUGUUAUCAUGAAGCAGAAGAAAACGGUUCGCAACCAGGCCAGAAAAGACUCUCCAGGUGGAAAUACAGCCAUUAAGAGUGAACAAAAGACAGAGGGAAACUCUUUCUUUAGCUGGCUGUUGGUGCUGGCUUUGCUGGGGGCUUGGUUGUCUGUGGGUGUGGUGUGGUUUGACCUUGUUGACUACAACAGUGUGGUUGGUGCUCUUGGAGGAGUAUAUGAUGCUGAUGGCGAUGGAGACUUUGAUGUAGAAGAUGCCAAAGUUUUGUUGGAGAAUGCUACUGUGGCUACUAAGGAAAAAACCUUAAGAAAAAAUAUCACAACGGAGGGAGACAGUAUACAAGCAGGCCAUUCCAAGCAUACAUAUGAGAGAUCUAAAGAAGUGGGGCGUAAAAAAGACAGAGAACAUCCUACCAGGGAUAUUGGCCGAAAGCUGAAAGCAGCUCUGAAGGAGCAGCUACGAGUUAUUCAUGAGAAGAUUGAAGCCAAAAAGAUUGCCAAACUAGCCCUUGCUGAGGUCCAUAGUGUUUUGGCUCAAGAGGAAGAGGAGAGACAAGCUGCUCUUGCUGCCAAAAAAGUCAAAGAAGAGGCAGAAGUUAAGCUUCAAGAGGAACGAAUACAAAGAGAACAAGAGGAGAAACUAGCCAAGGAGAAAGCAGAGAGAGAAAGAGUGGAACAAGAAAAACUGACCAAAGAAAAAGCAGUAAAAGAAAGGAUGGAGAAAGAGAAAUCAGAAAAGGAAAGAUUGGCUAAAGAAAAAGCAGAAAAAGACAGAUUGGCUAAAGAAAAAGCGGAGAAAGAAAAACUGGAGAAAGAGAGGGCAGAAAAAGAAAAAAUGGCUAAGGAAAAAGCAGAACAGGAAAGACUGGCCAAAGACAAGGCAGAAAAAGAGAGACUUGCUAAAGAAAAGGCUGAAAAGGAAAAACUGGAGAAAGAGAGUGCAGAAAAAGAACGACUGGCUAAAGAAAAAGCGAAAAAAGAAAGAUUGGAGAAAGAGAAAGCAGAGAACGAAAGAUUGGCUAAAGAAAAAGCAGAAAAAGAAAGACUUGAGAAAGAAACGGCAGAAAAAGAGAGACUCGCUAAAGGAAAAGCAGAAAAAGAUAGAUUGGCUAAAGAAAGAGCAGAAAAAGAAAGACUUGAGAAAGAAAAAGCAGAAAAAGAAAGACUGGCUAAAGAAAAAGCGGACAAAGAAAGACUAGAGAAAGAGAAAGCAGAAAAAGAAAGAUUGGCCAAAGAAAAGGCAGAAAAAGAGAGACUUGCUAAAGAAAAAGCAGAAAAGGAAAGACUUGAGAAAGAAAAGGCAGAAAAAGAGAUACUAGAGAAAGAGAAAGCAGAAAAAGAACGACUGGCUAAAGAAAAAGCGAAAAAAGAAAGAUUGGAGAAAGAGAAAGCAGAGAAAGAAAGAUUGGCUAAAGAAAACAAAGAAAGACUAGAGAAAGAGAAAGCAGAAAAAGAAAGAUUGGCCAAAGAAAAAGCAGAAAAAGAGAGACUUGCUAAAGAAAAAGCAGAAAAGGAAAGACUUGAGAAAGAAACGGCAGAAAAAGAGAUACUAGAGAAAGAGAAAGCAGAAAAAGAAAGAUUGGCCAAAGAAAAAGCAGAAAAAGAGAGACUUGCUAAAGAAAAAGCAGAAAAGGAAAGACUUGAGAAAGAAAAGGCAGAAAAAGAGAGACUGGCUAAAGAAAAAGCAGAAAAAGAAAUAUUGGCUAAAGAAAGAGCAGAAAAAGAAAGACUUGAGAAAGAAAAGGCAGAAAAAGAGAGACUCGCUAAAGAAAAAGCAGAAAAAGAACAAUUGGCUAAAGAGAUAGCACAAAAAGAAAGACUUGAGAAAGAAAAGGCAGAAAAAGAGAGACUGGCUAAAGAAAGAGCAGAAAAAGAAAGACUUGAGAAAGAAAAGGCAGAAAAAGAGAGACUCGCUAAAGAAAAAUCAGAAAAAGAAAGAUUGGCUAAAGAGAUAGCAGAAAAAGAAAGGCUGGAGAAAGAGAGAGUGGAAAAGGAAAGACUGGCCAAACAAAAGGCAGAAAAGGGAAAUCUGGAGAAAGAGAAAGUUGAGAAAGAAAGGCUUAACAAAGUAAAAGAGAGUGCAUCAAAGGGGCAAACAGAGAAAGAUGUAAAGAAGGAAAGAAAAAAUGUGAACAAUUACAAAGAAAAAGAGGCCAAAUUAAAUAAAAAAGCUCAUGGACAAAACGUUGAUCAAUCAGAAAAUGAAAAAGAAUCAGCUGAUGAAAAAAAUACCAAAGAAGAGAAAAUAUCUACUCGUGGUUUACUUAAAUCUUCGAAAAAAAUAUCAAGAAAUAAUAGUAAACUGCCAUAACUGUGAGAUUUGAUUUAAGAGGUUUGGAAAUAAAAACUCCUAAGGCAUUUACUAGGAACAGCCCUGCAUAGUAAAUAACUAAAAAUACAACACAUUUUUUUCAGUAGUGUGACAAUAUUCAGCUGUUCAAAACGCUAACAAGCUACUUUUUUCAAACAAGUAGUGGUGUAGUGUAACAAAACACUACAUUGCUGUUGGUACCAUGGCACAGCUGAGUGAAGGAGGUAAUAACCCAACUGUCAACUCACUGUGUUGGGAAGUGUAUUGGUUCGCUUGGAUGUUUCAUGUAAAUAAACAUGAUUUCUUAGAUCCAACAAGCCAGUGUUUUUAAGCCCUGUUCCUGGAGCCCUCUCCAACCAGUCACAUUUUGCAUUUCUCUUUAAUCAAACACACCUGAUUCAGGUCAUCAUUCAGGUCUCAGUAGAAGACACCAAGAUCUGAAAUGGGACACAUUCAAAAUGUGUAGUGUUGGGGGACUCCAGGAACAGAGUUGAAAACCUCUGCAAUAAGUGAUUUAGCCUGCACAGAAGUCCAGACUGCAUUUUAAAAAUAUUUAGUGA
This is a messenger RNA of Sinocyclocheilus rhinocerous, 2950 nucleotides long. RefSeq names its product calponin homology domain-containing protein DDB_G0272472-like. Lineage: Eukaryota; Metazoa; Chordata; Actinopteri; Cypriniformes; Cyprinidae. Gene Ontology annotation, cellular component: membrane. The record is from RefSeq and is a predicted model, not a curated record.